AAGCGCCCAGUGGGACGAGGGAUAGAAAGAGAAAGUCACAUGCUUAAGUACAUUUCAACCCAUGCGCAUUGCACGUUUUUUUCGCAUUAAAAAAACAGUGGAGCGAUACAGGGCCAUCAUGGCCCUCUUGUUAUUUCAGGUGGUGAAUUUAACAAUCCAUUUUAUAUAAAUUCUUGUUUAUCAUCCCACUAUGUAAAUAUUUAAAAUAAAAAGAAAUGUAAUUUUUAUUGAGCCUCAUAUUAAAAAAGAAAUCAAACAAUUUUGAUAAAACAUACAAUUGACAUACUAUUGACCCAUCUGUUAUCUUUUUCACGCUUAAUAUUUGUCAACUGACAAUUGCUAAGCAAUUAAUUGGUGAUUGUUUUCAAAGGGGAUAAUUAUCUUUAUUGGUUUGGUGUCAUAAUUACACAGCUGCUAGACAGAUUACCUGAUUGCAACUCAGGAUGUUAUUGUUCACACUGGUUUCACAGUUGGCUAUUUCCUCUGGCAAUAAAUAGGGGUCACUGUUUGUAAAUCUCAACACUUGCAAUUUGCACUUUUAAUCAGUCAGCAAGACUGAUAUAUGUAUAUCAGGAUUUUGAUAUAAACAGAGCCCAUAGUGUUGUGACAAGAGUAACUUGAAGAUUGAAUGUUGAUUUAAUAAUCUGCUUAGUCUAAACAGGAAAUACUGGAUUAAGAUAUCAUAAUUUUAGUUAAGAGUUUUCUAUUUUAGAUUUUAGUUAUUUCUUAAAUCAUAAGCAUGCCUCCAUUUGAGAUAAAAACUGUUGGUGAAACAGUUAAUGUUGGGGACAUGUUCAAAGAUGCAAAAAAUGGUCAGAUGGUUGGACGAGGAAAAAAGCGAACUAGAGAGUCGGACAGUCAUGCUACAGAUAGUGUCCAGAAAAAGAAAAAAGUCCACCACCCCUGUCACCAAGAUGUUGCUGGCGUGGUGCUGAUAUGCGGCGAAGGGGAUGUGGGGCAACUCGGCCUGGGUGAAGAUGUGAUGGAGAAGGCACGUCCCACGCUGGUCGACAUCCCGGACAAGAUCAUACAGGUGUGCGGCGGGGGCAUGCACACUGUGUGCCUGACGGAAAAAGGGGAGGUGUACACCUUUGGCUGCAAUGAUGAGGGAACCCUGGGCAGGGACACCAGUGAAGACGGAGCAGAGACCCGUCCUGGCAAGGUGGAGGGGCUGCCAAGGAUAGUCAUGGUGUCAGGUGGAGACAGUCACACUGCCGCACUGUCCGAGGAGGGAAAGGUCUACAUAUGGGGAAACUUUAGGGAUGCAAAUGGACAUAUGGGUUUGACAGAGGAGGGUGUUAAAAACAAACCACAUCAGAUCCUUGCUGACCAGGAGGUGAUAAAGAUUGCAUCAGGGGGAGAUCAUCUUGUGUGUCUAACUAGCCAUGGAGAGGUGUACACUUGCGGAUGUGCUGAGCAGGGACAGUUGGGCAGAGUUGCUGAGUGCUUUUCACAGAGAGGGGGCAGGAAAGGGCUGUCAUACAUCUUGCACCAAGCCCCAGUUCAUUUUCGGAGCAAGAAGUGUUUCAUUGAGGACGUGUUUGUGGGACAGUAUGCCACUUUCGCGAAGGACAGGAACGGAGAUAUCUACUCAUGGGGCCUGAACAACUACUACCAGCUAGGAUUUGGUGACAUGAAGAACAGAUUUGUUCCAGAGAAGGUGAAAGCGUUCAGCAAGAAGAAUUUUGUGUGUGUGGCCAGUGGGCAGCAUCAUUCUGUGACCCUGGACAAUGCUGGCAAUGUGUACACAUUUGGAAGAUCGGAGUAUGGGCGACUGGGUCUUGGAGAAAACUGCACAGAAACCAAGGAGCCCACACUGGUGAAACUUGAUAAGAAAUGUAUCCAGAUAUCAGCCAGUAAUUCAGUCUCGUUUGCACUCCUUGAGGAUGGGACGGUCUCAUGCUGGGGAAUGGGCACCUCCAAGCAGCUGGGAAAUGGUUCAGAAGAUGAUGCAUGGCUACCAACAAAAAUGGACGGCAAGCAGUUACAGGACCGGAAAGUAAUUCAGGUAUCUUCUGGAGGUCAACACACUGUGCUGUUAGCUGUGGAAAAAUAGGAGGUCAACACACUGUGCUGUUAGCUGUGGACAAAUAAACAAUUAGCAACAAGCCACUGGUUGCUAUAAUUCAAACUAUAGUGCCAUCUGAAGCCAUCAGGAACUCCACCAGUGUAGACACCUACAAAAUGACAUGCAUUGUCAUAUAGGGAUGCUUUUUUAACAAUUCAACUGGAUUGAAAGAAGCCACUAGAUGAUAGCCGCCACAUGGAAGUGUAAAAACACUGAGAGCACUUGUAAGAAGAAUUGAAGAGUGUAGUUGUUACAUAUCCUGGCAUUUCUUAAAAUACAAUUUAAUUGUGUGGCAAAAUAAUUAGUGGAUGUAAAACGUUGUCUUUUAUUUGUUUUUAUAUAAUUUUUUAUUACAACUAUGGACUUGUAUAGUCAAUAAUUUAUUUGCAAAGUUAGUAUGUUGAUCAGGAAUCAUGCAUGAUUGUAGAAAAUACAGCAUAAUCACUCAUGAACUUUGAUCUCGUAGAUCUCUGUGUAUCAAUAAGCGUCUUUUGUUUUUUGUUUUGAUGUUGCUCAAACAACAGUUUUGUAGCAAUCUUUGUAAAAAUGCACUUGUGCAGUAGUCGUGAUAUUUACAAAUGUAGUUAGUAUUAAAGGGAUGUAUGGAAUAUUUAGUAAUUUGUCACUUCAAAUUUUGUAAAUUAAAUUUGAAUGAUAAUAGUUUUGUAAUUAGACAGAUGGACUUAUUCAAUCAAUCAGUGUUUAAUCAGACAUUUAAACAGUUUUAUAAGUUUUAUCAUUUUAUUCUGAAUAAAGGGUAUUAGUGACUACUUUCAAAUAUUCAGAAUUAUAUAACGUAAAAUGUUUUAGAAAUAAAUGAAUUUCCAUAGGUCUUUGUUCUUGGAUACAAAAAAACAAAUCCGAUUUUUGCUUUUAUUAUUUGAAAACAUGAAAAAUUAGUAAACAAAUAUGACAUGUGCGAGUUCAGUUAUUAAUGGCAACAGGAUUGCAAAUUAUUUGUUGGUUACCGUGAUAUACUGAAGCUUAACUGCUGGUCAGAGGGUUUAAGAUUGCAUGGAAUAUUUAAUGAUCCGCGUUGUUGGAAAAUGGAAGCCUUUUGCAGUCGGCAUAGCCAUAGACCAGCCUACUCAUCCAUGCAGUCAUGUCAGAAGCUUUCAUGUUUGCUAAUGAGACCACAAAAUCUUGUCGGACUUUAGCGGAGAGCUUACCUUCUGUCCAGACUUUGCGACCCCUUUUCACAAGAUGCAGGUCAAAUGAGUGUUGUUUUGAAUCUUUUGUAAGAUCAUUGCUGUAUUUCUGUGCUGAUUUCUUAUGUAAAAAUGUUUAAAUAAAGUUUGGAAAUAAGAUCCUGUUUUUACUGUCAUGACUUUACUUGUAUUGUCAGAUCUAGUUGUAUGACAUUGUUCCAAAGUAAGUGAAAUUCUAAUAAUUAAUAGAAUAUUUCUGUUCUUAUGCAAAUUAAUUUGCUUUAAUAUUAGUUUAUUUAAAUUUAUUUACAUAAGUUUACAUAUCUUACAACUUGUAUAAUGUAUUUUGUUUGGCAAAAUUCUGUGUGACUUGUUAUCAUUGUUUGUAAGUUUUCUGUACUAUUAUGUGUUUGCUAGGUAAUUAUAAUGUCUUACUUAGAUAUUUUUAAACAACUGUCUGAUUUUAUGUUUUACUGGUUUUAAUAUUCUACUAACACAACUGCAUGAUCAUGAGUAAUUUCUCUUAAUAAAGUUUGUUUCAAG
Dreissena polymorpha is the source of this 3759-nucleotide messenger RNA. Its product is annotated as regulator of chromosome condensation-like. Lineage: Eukaryota; Metazoa; Mollusca; Bivalvia; Myida; Dreissenidae. Gene Ontology annotation, cellular component: cytoplasm. The coding region runs from base 740 to 2056 and encodes 438 amino acids. The record is from RefSeq and is a predicted model, not a curated record. The transcript has 11 exons. Gene Ontology annotation, molecular function: guanyl-nucleotide exchange factor activity.